CUUCGCACGCAAACUUAUUUUUCAAAAUUUAUAUUAUAAUAUUAAGGUUUUUGAAGCAGUUUAUCAAGAUUAUAAAGAAGUUUCAUCAUGGGAAAGCGGAAAGCAGAGGAAAGAGAGGCAAAAAUUAGGAAGAAAAUAAGAAAAUUGGAAAAGAAAUUGGCACCAAAAAGAGGACGUAUAAUGCGUUUACCUUCCAGCUCAAGUGACGAAAACAACGAUGUCAAUCAGUCGGAGAAUGACGCAUUAUGUGAUCCUUUGUCGGUGUAUUUUGACACCACGGCCGUACAUGACGAUGAACGUCCAGACAUCAUGUCAGCGACGGCAUUACCUGGAACAGCUGUCGAAACGACAGUUUUGCAAGACAGUGGUGCCGAUUCUGCAGUCCCAGGUCCGGAGGGAAGUACUGACCCUGAACUAGAUGGUUCAAUUCUUUCAUUGUUGGGUGACGCCCCUGAGAAUAAUAGUGAAUUAGGACUACCUAUACAUAAGGAUAUUGCCACUAGGUGGCAAGAGAUUUUGCAGAAGGGUUUAAAAGAAGACAUUAAAAAAGACUUAAUCAAAUUAUAUCCUAUACCCAAUAAUUUAGAAAUAUUGAUACCGCCAAUCCUAAAUCCCGAAGUAAAGGCAGCAUUAACAGAGCCUCUAGUAAAACGGGAUUUUGCUAUAUUUCACAGACAGAAGCAGACCGGGAUAGCAUUGUCUGCUCUUGGCAGAUCGGUAGACUCGAUAGUAAACGACCCCGAUAAAAGUUUACAAAAUAUUGAGAUAAAAUCAGCCUUAUUAAGACCAAUUAGCGAUGCCUGUCGCAUUUUAUGCGACUUAUACCAACUUGAGACCAAGAGGAGAAGAACUCAUAUAAUAAAUUCAAUAAAUAAUAAGAUGAAAGACAUAGUUAUGGACACAGUGCCAGGAAAGUAUCUUUUUGGUGACAAUAUAUCAGAAAAGCUCAAGACAGCCCAGGGUAUUAAUAGAUCUGGGCAGAUUUUAAAGGUCAUACCAAAUAAAACACCCUUCUCUAAUUCAAACAAGAAUACUAUGACGGCUACACCUAGCAAUGUUAAGUCUUUAAACCAGAGGACCCCAUAUCGGAAAACAGCUGCACGUUCUUAUAUGGGGAAACAACGACUGCAGGAUCGUGCAGCACCAGCAACGGUGGCAACAAGCAGCCGCCAGCGACACUACCGCCGCAGCCCGCCGCCGCCGCCCCCUCGACGUCAGAGACAGCAGCGCUAUUGAACAGUAACGACAAGAAUUCAUCACAAUCUGCACAGUUCACUAGAACUGAUUGCCGUGAGAUUGUCAGGGAGACACUACUAGGACGACAACUUUCCCCAAGAUCUGUGGAUAUCAUGUUAGCAUCAUUGACGGAUAGUACAUAUAAGCAAUAUGAUGGCUGUAUUAGAUCAUGGAUUAAGUAUUGUGAGAUUAAUAACAUAUGCUAUCAUUCUGCAUCUAUUUCGGAAAUAAUACAUUACCUUAGUCAACUUUUUGAUCAGGGAGUACGGUAUGGCACUAUUAACUCUCAUAAAGCAGCAAUAAGUUUGUUAAUGGGAAAUCCCAUAGAUGAUAAUAGGAUAAAGAGAUUCAUGAAGGGAGUAUAUAGAUUACGACCUCCCACACCUAAAUAUGAUAUAGUUUGGGAACCUAAUAUCGUUUUAAAUUAUUUAAGCCAAUUCUGGCCCAACCAUACAUUAAGUUUAGAAGAUUUGUCAAAGAAAACAGUCACGCUUAUUGCUUUAGUAACGGCUCAUCGUGUCCAGACCAUCUCCCUUAUCAAAAUCAGUAAUGUUGUUAUAAACCAGGGUAGUGAAGUUAUUAUUAAAAUACCGGAUUUUAUAAAGACUUCUGGACUUAACAUAAAUCAACCUGUAUUAAAACUCCCUUUCUUCACUCCCCGGCCUGAGAUUUGUCCAGCGUUAAGCAUCAUUGCUUAUUUGAAUAAAACUGCACCUUUACGUGUAAAUAACCAAGAACGAUUAUUCUUAAGUUAUAAAAAACCUCAUCAGGAGGUUUCCUCCCAGACUAUAAGUCAUUGGAUAAAGUUUAUUUUGGGUAAAAGUGGCGUUGAUGUAUCGAUUUUCACCGCGCAUAGCACUCGCCAUGCAUCUACUUCAUCUGCCAAUAGAAUUGGAGUCAGUAUUGAGGUAAUAAAAAAGACAGCUGGUUGGAGUGAACAAUCGGGAGUUUUUGCAAAAUUCUAUAAUAAGGAGAUUAUUAACGAUCAAAAUUCAUUUGCUCGAUCCAUUCUUACGAACAAUAAUAAUAAUUGUGACUAAAUUAAGUAAUCUGUUUGUAAUGUAGUUAUAAGAACUGAAACUUUACUUUAUCAUGGUUUUUUUUUUGUGAUUAUAAAAUCAAUGAUUAUUCUUCUACUAUAACUUCUAUGAAGAAAAUCAAUAAAAAUAAUAUAUAAUAAGAUACUUUUUAGUGUGUCAUUUUAUACUACACAGGGACCGUCUUACCUACCUAUUUCUUUAAUGUAUUAUUUUUACUAUGAACAGCUAUAAACAUCUACAAUAAGUAAACCCCAAAUCGCUAGAAUGAAGCUUGUGAAGCAUAAUUUAUGAUCAAACGAACUUACCUGUAAGUGAAGUUCGAUCCAAAUUAUGCGAGCAAGCUUCAUUCGACGCGAUUUGGGAGAACCCACCCUAAUCUAGUGAUGAUAAAAUAUAAUACGCGUGGUCGUAUUUGAAAUAGACCCUCCCUAUGCAUAGAUAUAUCUACAUACAUCAUGUAAAAAUAAUAACAUCAUAAAUAGGUAUUGCCCCAGGGUAUUAUUUUAUUUCAGGUACCUAACUAGCUUUAAACCAAUGAGUCGAGGCAGGGAUGUAUACAAGAUGGCGGACACAAUAGUGAUACCAUACGUAAAUUUGUUUUUUUCCCUACUACAAAUAACGUGAAGGCCGGUGGGUAGAAAGUGUUGCUACAAUAAGUAAACCCCAAAUCGCGUCGAAUGAAGCUUGCUCGCAUAAUUUGGAUCGAACUUCACUUACAGGUAAGUUCGUUU
Maniola jurtina (meadow brown) is the source of this 3007-nucleotide messenger RNA. RefSeq lists its product as uncharacterized. Gene Ontology annotation, molecular function: DNA binding. The record is from RefSeq and is a predicted model, not a curated record. Gene Ontology annotation, biological process: DNA integration; DNA recombination. The transcript has 3 exons. The coding region runs from base 88 to 1236 and encodes 382 amino acids. Lineage: Eukaryota; Metazoa; Arthropoda; Insecta; Lepidoptera; Nymphalidae.